This is a messenger RNA of Lactuca virosa, 2319 nucleotides long. The record is from the annotation of a GenBank genome assembly. Lineage: Eukaryota; Viridiplantae; Streptophyta; Magnoliopsida; Asterales; Asteraceae.
AUGGCAAGCUCAAGCUCAAGCUCUAAUUCACAUGUCGUUCUCCAAGUUGGAGCAGAAUACCCAUACCCAUACCCAUCAAAUCUAUCUGCAACAAGCUUUACCACUGUGAAGCUGAGUGGUAGGGAUGAGUAUCGUAUGUGGAAAACACAGAUAAUAUGUCUCUUAGAGAGUCGUGGUAUGCUUGGUUUCAUUGAUGGUACAUUCGUGCGCCCUGAAGCCAGUAGUAGUAGUAGUGUUUCAGGGAAGGAGAAAGUGGAUGAACUUGAAACUCAUCACAGGCUGUGGAGAAGAUCAGAUCCCCUUGUGAAGGGGUGGAUUCUUGGUUCACUCUCUAAACCGACACUAGGGUAUGUUUUAGAUCAUCUCCAUCAACAGAGAAAUGCAACUGAUUUUAGUGCAAAAGAUGCAUGGGAUGAGCUCCAUAAUAUGUAUGCUCCUGUUGUUUUUCUACCUGACCUGCUAGUAGUUGAAGAUAAAUCACAAGAUAAAAACAGAACAGACGAUCUCCAAAUGUUAUACAAAGAUACUCAAGAAGGAUUUUGGUAUGGGAUCGAAAGCGCAUUGGAUUUUGGAAGUGUUACAGUGACAGACAAAAUCACCAAUAAUAGCAACACUGCGCUCCAUGUAGCAGUCGGUACUUCAAAGAAGUCGGGAUUCCUAGAGAAGUUGUUGGAAAAGAUACCGGAGAACACACAACUCAUGGAUCUAAGAAAUUCAGAUGGAAGCACACCACUUCAUGUUGCUGCUAUUAUUGGCAACACUGAAGCUGCUGACAUUUUGGUGGCAAGAAACCCAGAGUUGUUGUCAGCCAAAGACAACGAGGGUCAGACCCCACUAGCCUUGGCUCUUUCUAAUAUGCAUAAAGAAACAGCCCGACAUCUGCUGCAACACAUCGAUACUGAUGAUGAUAUACAGAAGGAUGCUCUGUUUUCUGGCACAACCGGGGUUGGCCUUCUAGUUACUCUUAUUUCUUCUAAAGAUUUUGGCUUUGCAGGAGAUCUGUUGGUGCAUUACAAAACAUUGCAUACUGAUGCUGUGCUAAUGGCUAUAGCUCAAAAUUUACCAAGAGAAAUCAACGAUUUUAUACAUGAUAUAGUGGUGACUGAUGAAUUACUUGAGAGGGUACAAGACUUUGUUGAACCCGUUUUAGAUAAUAUUGCUAAUGGAAGAUGGGUUUUCUGGUUGAUCCUCCCAAUCAUUUUUGCGACUUACUUCAUCCUGACUUACUUCAUCCUUGCCCUUUUCGUGAAAAUUCUUGAGAUGUUAGUGUCUCCAUUCAUUAAAGAGAGACUUCGAAUUCAUGACGAUGCUAUGGAACUGUUGCAGAAUGUAUCUUGGUUGAUAAAGAGAGAAAACCACCCCACCUCCUACCAUCACUUUUACAGAUAUCCAAUUCUUGAAGCUACUAGACAAAACGCCUACGAGUUUGUAGAAAAAAUUGUUUUGCACUUCCCUGAUGCAAUUUUGAGUGCCAAUGAAGAUGGUCACAACAUUAUUCAGUAUGCUGUGAUAAAUCGCUCGGAAAAGGUUUACAACCUGCUUUAUCAAAUGAGCGAACAUAGGAAUAUAUAUCGAACAAUUAAAGACUCUUCCGGGAAUAACCUCUUGCACUUGGCUGCAAGAUUGGCACCUUCCAUAAAAUUUAAUCUUAUCUCAGGGGCAGCUUUACAGAUACAACGAGAACUUCAAUGGUUUAAGGAAGUUGAAGGAUUUGUGUCUCCUUUGAGCAUCAUACAAAAGAACUCUUACAAUGAAACACCACAAAUGUUAUUUACUAGAGAACACAAGGACCUUGUCAUUGAGGGAGAAAAAUGGAUGAAGUCCACUGCGGAGUCCUACACGAUUACAGCUGCUCUAAUCAUCACCAUUGUGUUUGCAGCAGCUAUUACAGUGCCCGGAGGAAGCGAUCAGAACAAGGGGAUACCAAUUUUUACCAAUCACACCGCUUUCACAGUAUUUGCAAUAUCAGAUGCCAUAUCAUUAUUCGCAUCUGUUACUUCAUUGUUAAUGUUUUUGUCAAUUCUCACUGCACGUUUCGCUGAACAAGACUUUCUCUUGAAGUUACCUACAAAGUUGGUAAUUGGUUUGGCCACCUUGUUCAUCUCAACAACAGCCAUGAUAGUAGCUUUUGCUGCAACUUUAUACCUUGUAUUUGGCCAAAGCAACUCACGGAUUCUUAUUCCUAUAGCUGUGUUGACAUGCCUACCAAUUACUUCUUUUGUAACCCUGCAGCUCCCUCUUGUCAUAGAGCUGAUGAGUGCCACAUAUGGGCGUAGUAUUUUUGGUAAGAACAGAAGUUACAGUUGUAUGUUGAUUUGA